Aspergillus pseudonomiae is the source of this 276-nucleotide messenger RNA. RefSeq lists its product as uncharacterized. The record is from RefSeq and is a predicted model, not a curated record. The coding region runs from base 17 to 250 and encodes 77 amino acids. The transcript has a single exon. NCBI's taxonomy places the organism in Eukaryota, Fungi, Ascomycota, Eurotiomycetes, Eurotiales, Aspergillaceae.
GCUUGGCUACGCAGGAAUGGAGUUUCGCUUGGAGUGGGAUAUAAGGGAGGAUAAAUCAACCAGAAAUUGGACAGCAGCAGAUGGUCUUCCAUAUAUAAACGCUGCCAACCCAUAUAACCUUGAGACUGGAACGACUAUGUAUUCGAAUGAGCGCCCAAGUGAAGGAACACUUGCCUUCUUUUCUUUUGCACCUUGUUAUCGACAACCUAUCCUGUCUAUUCCCAUCACGCAGGUUUCAAGGAGAUCAUAGGUUGUAAGGUCGUGCGAGGAUAUAAU